UCAAUGUAUAGGUUUAGAUAGCUUUGGAAAUUUAGCACACUCUAAUUUCACAAAGGAGCUAGUGAAUAUUAGAAUGUCUCUGAAAAUGUUGUUUUGAGAGGAGUAACAAUUAAAGGUAGAUAUAAUGAUUUACCUAAUUUGCUGUUCUUUACCGAAGCAUGUGAUCCAGUUGAAAAUUGGAUACCAUUCUUUAGUGAUCCAAACAACAAAGUAGAAUUGUAAAUAAAAUACUUAGAUAUUGGAUUAUCGAAAUGUGCAUAUUUUGAGUCCUAGAAAUUUUGGUACAUCAGAUAAACAUUAUUCAUUUGAUGUUCAAGAUUUAGCAAAUGAUGUUGUCAGAUAUAUGUACUAUAACAAAAUUACAAUGGCUACAUUAAGUGGACAUGGAUUUGGAGCUAAAGUAGCUUUGGCAGCAGGAUGUUAUCAUCCAGAGAGAACAACCGGUGUAUUUUGCAUAGAUUAUUCUCCUAUGGAUUAAAGAUAUCAUGAAGCAUUUACAGAAUUCAGAGGCUAUAUUGCAAAAUUAUCAUAAAUAAAUACAAAAGAAUUAACUAAAUCAUAAAUUGAAUCUUAUUUAAAAGAGAAUAUUGAUGUAUUCAAAUUGAAUUACUUAGUGUCCAAAAUGGAGAUUAAUUUUUAGUGAUAAUCUUAUUAAAUUGUCAUCUGGUUAAUGGGAUUGGAAGUUUGCACUCAAAUUUUUACAUAAUAAUGUUUCAUUUAAUAAAGCUGAUUCUAUAGCUUUCUGGCCAGUUAAAGCAGGUCUCUAUACAGGAAGAGCUCAUUUUGCAUUUCCUGAAUUCUCAAGAUGGGUUCAUCUUGGAACCAAUACUUUACCUAUGUUGAAAGUCUGUCCAUAAGUUAGAGGAUUUGGUCAUGAUGUUCAUUCUGUUUAAGGUGAUAAUAAUACAUUAAAUCAUUGGAUCUAUGAAUUUAAUAAUCAAUCUUUUGUAUUUGCAAGUAGAUUUACAAAGUAAUUCAAAAUUCUUAAUUAGAUUUUUGUCUAUGUAUGAUGGAGUUCAUUUAUUAUUAAAAGAUAGAACUGAAGUAGGUAAAGAAUUUGUUCCCUCUAUUAUUUAUUCAAAAAAAGAUCCAAAUCAUAUCUAUUCUGAUUAUUCUCCUGCUCAUUAUUAUCAUAAUUGGAGAUUCAAUAAUGUCUAUAAAAACUUAGACACACAAAAUAAAUGAA
Paramecium pentaurelia is the source of this 1186-nucleotide messenger RNA. The record is from the annotation of a GenBank genome assembly. Lineage: Eukaryota; Ciliophora; Oligohymenophorea; Peniculida; Parameciidae.